AUGGGCAAUAACUCAUCAAGACUGCCAACUUCUGUUCAUGACUUUAAUGUUAAGGACAUCAAGGGCAAUGAUGUGAGUCUCACUACUUACAAGGGCAAGGUUUUACUUAUAGUUAAUGUUGCAUCUCACUGCGGGCUGACUACGUCUAACUAUCAGGAGAUGAAUGAAUUGUAUAUCAAGUUUAAGGACCAAGGGUUUGAAAUAGUGGGCUUCCCAUGUAAUCAGUUUGCUGCACAAGAACCGGGUACUAACGAAGAGAUUGCAGCAAUUGCAUGCACUCGCUUUAAAGCCAACUUUCCUAUAUUUGAUAAGGUUGAUAUGAAUGGUGAUAAUGCAGCCCCUGUCUACAAGUUCCUAAAAUCAUGCAGAGGUGGAAUUUUUGAUGAGAACAUAAGAUGGAACUUCUCCAAGUUUUUGAUUGAUAAGGAUGGAAAUGUAUUUGAUCGAUAUGCACCCAUUACUUCUCCAUUGAAUAUUGAGAAAGACAUCAAGAAGCUGUUGGGAGUUGACUAA
Messenger RNA from Cryptomeria japonica (Japanese cedar), 513 nucleotides. Its product is annotated as probable phospholipid hydroperoxide glutathione peroxidase. Gene Ontology annotation, molecular function: glutathione peroxidase activity. The record is from RefSeq and is a predicted model, not a curated record. Gene Ontology annotation, biological process: response to oxidative stress. Lineage: Eukaryota; Viridiplantae; Streptophyta; Pinopsida; Cupressales; Cupressaceae. Bases 1 to 513 code for a protein of 170 amino acids. The transcript has 6 exons.